This is a messenger RNA of Brugia malayi, 318 nucleotides long. RefSeq lists its product as uncharacterized. Bases 1 to 318 code for a protein of 105 amino acids. The transcript is spliced from 2 exons. The record is from RefSeq and is a predicted model, not a curated record. Lineage: Eukaryota; Metazoa; Nematoda; Chromadorea; Rhabditida; Onchocercidae.
AUGAAUUGUGUUCAAAGAUUUUGUUUAUUGAUGCUUUAUUGUUUCAUUGCUGCACAAAUAAAUGAAGCAAAUAUUCAGAAGAGUACAAAUGGCAAUGGAACAAAACUUACAGAACUUACCGACGACAUUAAAUUGUACCUGAAAAAACUCUAUGAAUUAAAUGAUCAAUUUCCAGGAGAAAUUAUUAAAGGUAAGGAUAAAAUUGAUGAGAUUGAACAAAAUGCUCGAAAAAUAAUCGAAGCAAUCAAUCAUAUACGAAAUAGUUGGAAUGUUGAAGACUAUGAGAGAAAUAUGGCAAUAAUUUGUGGAAUGUCAUAA